Messenger RNA from Scheffersomyces stipitis CBS 6054, 843 nucleotides. It is a transcript of the gene GPM1, whose product is annotated as phosphoglycerate mutase. The transcript has a single exon. Gene Ontology annotation, molecular function: intramolecular phosphotransferase activity. The coding region runs from base 25 to 771 and encodes 248 amino acids. NCBI's taxonomy places the organism in Eukaryota, Fungi, Ascomycota, Pichiomycetes, Serinales, Debaryomycetaceae. Gene Ontology annotation, biological process: glycolytic process. The record is from RefSeq and is a predicted model, not a curated record.
CAAUUACAACCUACAUUUACUACAAUGCCAAAGUUAGUUUUAGUCAGACACGGUCAAUCCGAAUGGAACGAAAAGAACUUGUUCACAGGUUGGGUGGAUGUUCGUUUAUCUGAGACUGGUGAAAAGGAAGCCAAGAGAGCCGGUGAAUUGUUGAAGGAAGCUGGUAUUGUUGCUGACAUCUUGUACACCUCCAAGUUGUCCAGAGCCAUCCAGACUGCCAACAUUGCUCUUGAGUCUGCUGACCAAUUGUACAUUCCUGUCAAGAGAUCGUGGAGAUUGAACGAAAGACACUACGGUGCCUUGCAAGGAAAGGACAAGGCCCAGACCUUGGAAACCUACGGUAAAGAACAAUUCCAGACCUGGAGAAGAUCUUUCGAUGUUCCACCUCCACCAAUUGAAGACGAUUCUGAAUUCUCGCAAUUUGGUGAUGUCAGAUACAAGGAAAUCGACCCAGCUGUCUUGCCAAAGACCGAAUCCUUGGCUUUGGUCAUUGACAGAUUGUUGCCAUACUGGCAAGACGAAAUUGCCGGUGACUUGUUGGAUGGCAAGACCGUCUUGAUUGCUGCCCACGGUAACUCCUUGAGAGCCUUGGUCAAGCACUUGGACAAGAUCUCCGACGAAGAGAUUGCUGGCUUGAACAUUCCAACCGGUAUCCCAUUGGUUUACGAAUUGGACGAAAAGUUGCAACCAACCAAGCCAGCUUACUACUUGGACCCAGAAGCUGCUGCUGCCGGUGCUGCUGCCGUUGCUGCCCAAGGUACCAAGAAGUAACCUGACAAAUUAGUAGAGAGUUGAAUGUAGACCUAUAAUUGAUUUGUAGACAAAUAUAUGAGGUUACUACUG